AUCUUAUUUUCAUGUAAAAAGGAUUUUUUUUAUAAUUUCGGUUGUAAUGAUUUUCUUAAUUUAAAUUAAUUUGUUAAUAUUAUUCUGUACCUUGUUUAAUAAAGGGCCAUUAUUCAAAACUGUUUGUUUUGUUUUAUAAGUUUAAGAUUACUAUGGCCUAGAAUUGUUUGAUCAUUGCAUGAAAACGCCAUACUGUCUACGGAAAGAAUUAUCACUUUAAAUGAAUCUAGGAUUAUUUUUUUACAUCCAAAGCUCUCACCCCUUCAAAAAUCCUGUUUGAGACUGUUUAUACUCAAAUAUUGUUAAGUGAAAUUUUACAAGGGAAUCGGUGAAGAAGAAUUUAGUGAAGAAGCUAUUAGUAAGCUUUUAACUGAGGCAGAGAGGGCUAAACCUGUUGGUGUUGACGAUGGAGUCCCUUGGAAAAGAGUUACACCUUCACCAGGAUUAUGUGUCAAAAUGUUCACUCCUGAAGGUGACAAAGUAUUUGUCAAUAUUUGCCAUACUGUUUAUAUCCCAGCACCUAAAGAUAUCACCGAUCAAGAACUUAUAGCUCUACUUGAGUCUGAUGACCCUUCUUCUUAUCGCAUUGGAAUGAGUAUUGCUGAUGAACAUAAAGAACCUGAUAAGUCGGGUGGUUUAUGUUCAGUGUAUGAUGUUGCUGUCAAUUCAUCAUUAAUAGAGAAAAUUGAGAAGAACCAGUUAUUUCAAGUCUUCUUCAUGACAAUCGUUGUGGAAGGGCUCCAACAGAAAUACAACAUUAAAAUAAACAUGUCCAAUCACAAUCCUUUUAUUAUUAUGAAAAAUCGUAAAGUACUUGGUACCUUAAGGCCUCAUCGUAUACAACAGCGUGACGUUAAACCUCCACCUUCACCUAUCAUUCAAGAAGUCUCAUCUUCCAAUCCUUCGACUCCCAACAUCACGCCAGAUCCGAAAUUGAAGCUGGAAUUGCACCCAGCUGAAGGUGAUCCUCAGUAUCUUUUGGCGAAGGUCAGGGUUAAAGUAUCAUCAGAGAAAGAUAUCGCUUUGGAUGUUGGAGAAGAUAGACUGGUGUUAAUAUCUACAAAAAGGAAGGAACCAUUUGUUGAUAUAUAUUUCCCCUACAAUAUUGAUCAGUCUAAAACAACAGCAGAGUACUCUAGAGUUGACCAGGAGCUGAAAAUCCAGAUGCCUAUAGUGAAAUGAAAAGGCUCUUAAAUAAAAGACUAAUUAAUUAAAAAAUAAGAAAAUAUAUAGCUAUUUAUUUAAUAAAAUAUUUUUUAUAUUUUUAUUUUU
Nezara viridula (southern green stink bug) is the source of this 1272-nucleotide messenger RNA. Lineage: Eukaryota; Metazoa; Arthropoda; Insecta; Hemiptera; Pentatomidae. The record is from the annotation of a GenBank genome assembly.